This is a messenger RNA of Anarrhichthys ocellatus (wolf-eel), 5373 nucleotides long. RefSeq names its product BMP2 inducible kinase (gene bmp2k). The transcript has 16 exons. Gene Ontology annotation, biological process: protein phosphorylation. NCBI's taxonomy places the organism in Eukaryota, Metazoa, Chordata, Actinopteri, Perciformes, Anarhichadidae. The coding region runs from base 1 to 3657 and encodes 1218 amino acids. The record is from RefSeq and is a predicted model, not a curated record. Gene Ontology annotation, molecular function: protein kinase activity; ATP binding.
AUGAAGAAGUUUUCCAGGAUGCCAAAGUCCGAGAGCGGCGGGCUCGGCGGAGGAGCGUCCGGGUCCAGCUCCGGAGUCGGCAGCUACUUCGGGAAAGUGUUCGCAGUCGGCCGGUAUCAAGUCACCGUGGAUGAGCUCAUUGCGGAGGGAGGCUUCUCGGUGGUGUUUCUGGCUCGUACACACAGCGGUGUCCGCUGCGCUCUCAAGAGGAUGUACGUCAACAACGUCCCGGACCUGAGUGUCUACAAGAGAGAGAUCACUAUCAUGAAGGAGCUGUCGGGUCACAAGAACAUCGUCGGCUACCUGGACUCCACGAUCAACGCGGUGUCGGACAGCGUGUGGGAGGUCCUGAUCCUCAUGGAGUACUGUAAAGCGGGUCAGGUGGUGAAGCAGAUGAACCAGCGGUUGAAUGUGGGCUUCAGCGAGGCCGAGGUCCUCCACAUCUUCUGUGACAGCUGCGAGGCCGUCGCUCGCCUGCAUCAGUGCAAGACGCCCGUCAUCCACCGAGACCUCAAGGUGGAAAACAUCCUGCUGAACGACCAGGGAAACUACGUGCUGUGUGACUUCGGCAGCUCCACUCACAAGAUUCUGCUGCCACACCAAGACGGAGUGACCGCCGUGGAGGACGAGAUCAAGAAGUACACGACUCUUUCAUAUCGAGCACCGGAGAUGAUUAACUUGUACGCGGGGAAACCCAUCACCACUAAGGCUGAUAUAUGGGCACUGGGAUGCUUGUUGUACAAGCUGUGUUUCUUCGCACUUCCGUUCGGGGAGAGUCAAGUGGCCAUAUGUGACGGAACCUUUAUCGUUCCAGAUAACUCCAAGUUCUCCUUCAAGCUGCACUGUUUAAUCAGAUAUAUGCUCGAACCGGAGCUGGAGAAGAGACCCGACAUUUACCAAGUGUCCUACUUUGCCUUCAUAUUAGCUGGAAAAGACUGUCCAGUGCCAAAUCUCUUUAACUCUCCCAUCCCUACGUCGCUUCCAGAGCCUCUGACUGCGAGUGAGGUCGCUGCUCGGAAAAGCAUAACGAAAGCCAGGAUAACGGACGACGUCGGCCCGACAGAAACCUCCAUCGCUCCCAGACAGAGGCCCAAAGCAGCCAACAGUAACGUGCUGCCACUCGCCAACACCGUCACCCCCGUCAAGAUGAGCGUGCCUUCAGCACCCGUCAGCAACGGCCAGAAAGCUCCCACCCCCGGCUCUGAGCCUCCAUCCAUGCAGCCGCAGCCCGGCAGUCAGCAGCACCGAGUCCUGCAGCAGCUACAGCCUGGUGACCUGCGUCUCCAGCAGCUACAACAGCAGCAACAGCAGCAGCAGCAGCAGCAGCAACAACAUCACCACCAACACCAACAACAACAAGCACUGCAGCAACAUCAUGCAAACGCGCAGCAACUUCAAUACCUCCAGUACCAACAGGCUGUGCAGCAGUCCCUCCAGCUUCAGCAGCAGCAGCAGCAGCAGCAGCAGCAGCAGCAGCAGCAUCAAGCUCUCCUCCAGCAGCAGCAUCAGCACGCUUAUCUCCAGCAGCAGCAGCAGCUGAUGAUGCAGCCGUUGUACCAGCAGCAGGUCGCCCAGGCUCAAGCUCAGGCCCAGGCUCAGUACGCAGCCAUGCUGCACCAGUACCAACAGGCUUUUAUCCAGCAGCAGCAGCAGCAGCAGCAGCAGCAUCAUCAUCAACACCCUCAGCAACAUCAUCAACAGCAGCACCAUCAUCAUCAACAGCAUCAUCAACAGCAGUAUCAUCCCGCUCAGCAGCCUCUCCCCUACAUGUCCUCCCCUCUUGAGUUCCAGAUCCCACUGAGUUCCUACAACGCCACCACUCCCAGAGCUGGAGCUGGGCAGAUGGGCGGACCGUCGCCUGUGGAUCCCUCAUACAGUAACCCCAGGAGGAACUCUCUGCUCUCGUCCGGUGGCGUCACGCCGCCCUCUCAGAGCGCGCUCAGUUACCCCCCCGACAUGUCUCGCUGGAACCCUUUCGUAGAGGACAACUUCUCCAAGCUGACCGAGGAGGAGCUGAUCGACCGGGAGUUUGACAUGCUGAGAGCAAAGAAACCCGUGGAGAGAACAGCCAGCAUGGAACCGGACCAACCGCAGCCGGCUGCCUCCGCCGCCAGACCCCCGCUACCGGAGGACCUGUUCGGCUCCGUCCCCUUUGUGUCUAGCACAGGUACCGAUGAGAUGAAGACAGAGCCGACCAAUGAGGAAGUCAGCGUUCCUGCUCUCGUCUCAACCACUGCAGAGAGUCUCGAGCCGGUGGAGCAGGUGCCGGCGGCGGCAGCCAAGGAGCACAAACCAGGCAGGAAGAGCAACUGCAGACCCGGCGAAGAGUCCGACAGUGACUUUGAGUCCGACCCUCCUUCGCCAAAGAGCAGCGAGGACGAAGAGGCGGAGGAGGAUGAAGCGCUGAACAGUGAGCGCGGUGAAGAUACCGAGCCGGAGAAUAUAGGACAGAGGCCUCUGCUGAUGGACUCUGAGGAGGAGGACGAUGACGACAAGCACAGCUCGGACUCGGACUACGACCCCAGCAGGGUCAAGAACCGCUCGAGGAAAGCUCCGGCUGCUAAAGCUGCUCCGGCCGCCGCUAGAGGGAGUCCUCAGGAGGAUUCUGCCAUGACUCUGAUCACCCCUCCGGAGUCGCCCAGCGGAGUGAGAGCCGCUCUAGCUGAGGACUCUGUGGAUGUCUUUGGCGCCGUUCCCUUCCUCGGUGGAACCUCGCCCGUCGGGCCUUCAGUAAGCUCGGACAUCUUCGCCAAAGCACCUUUCAGGCAAGUCAGCCACGAGCAGCGAGCCGCGGACGACUUUGACGUUUUUACCAAAGCGCCAUUCAAUCGGAACCUCUCCAAGUCGGGCAAGAGCGGCAGCGAUGUUCCCAUGGGCCAAACGCCGCCCGUGUCCCCCGACGGCAUCGACGUUUUUGGCUUCUCCCCCUUCCAGCCGGGCCCAGACGAGCCGCCUCCCGCCACCUCUAGAAGCGCGGAAGACAUCUUCCAGCCGUCCUUCGAGGAGUCGGCCAGCCCUCAGCAACAGAGGCUGAAGCAGCGCAGCCUCCAGAGGCUGUCGUCGCGCCAGAGGAAAACCAAGCAGGAGGCCACGGCCGGCAGCAGCAACGGCAAACGCCACCACGGCACGCCGACCAGCGGGCGCAAGACCGGCAAGCCGACUUACCGCACACCGGAGCGAGUACGCAGACACAAGAAGGUCGGCCGGAGAGACUCGCAGAGCAGCAACGAGUUCCUCAGCACCUCGGACUCGAAGGAGAACAUCAGCGUUGAUAUAACCAUGGCUGAAGGGAAAGACGAAGGAGCUUCUCUGCCGGUGGACGAGGCCCUUUUAGACCCGUUCGGAGCCAAGCCAUUCCAACCUCCGGACGGCAGCCGGCACGGCCAGUAUCAAGGACUCACCGAAAGCAAAAGCGACUCGGGCACGGCCAACGGCAACUCCUGGUCGGGCUCCCUUCGCGGUGCUCUCGGAGACGGCAGCAUGGAUGAUUUCGGGGCGGUGCCCUUCACAGAAAGGGUCAUCCACAGCGGACCUGAGCCGGAGCAGCCGCCGGAGCAGCCGCCGGAGCAGCCGCCGAAGCAGCCGCCGAAGCAGCUGCCAGAGCAGCCGCUGGACCUCGACCCGUUCGGAGCUGCACCUUUUCCCACCAAGCAGUGACUUGUCCUUGCAGUCUUCCCUCUCUCUGCCAGUUGCGGUUAAAUAACCUCUUCGUUUUUUUUGGUUUUUGGGGGCUUGGGAACACCUUCAACCAAUCGACAAAACUUAACCCCGACGCUUCUUCUCUUUGAAUAACAAAAACCUAAAUCCUGUGGAGUGUGAGUGACGUUUCCACGUGUCUUUCAGCUGUACCUGUGUGCUGAGAAAGCCUUUUUAUGCUGCAUCUUAACGCUUGAAAAGACGUUUGAACCGGAUCGGAAAUCGCUGCAAAAAGCUCUUUAUGGCUUUCCUUCUGAUCUACCAAUAUGUCUGUUUCUUUUUUAAGCACCACGAAGCCUUACCUGAGCUGGGCUCCACCUUUGCUGCACAGAACCUCGAAAACCACGACACGGUUGGCCCACGUCGGCCUUUUCAUGUCGGGGGGAAUCGUUCGGGGGUUGUCCUUAACCACUGUUUUUUUUUAAUCCUUUGUCUAUGCAUAUUUUCACGGUAGUCUUUGAAGCAGCCAAACGUGGCUGUGAUUUACACUUUCAAUUCUACAAGGGAUCGAAUUUUAUUGUACUUCCUUAAAAAGUUGGGUGAGGUUUAAAUUUAGGCUCCUAACUGUUUUCUUUUAUUUCCUAGCAGUAAACUUGUUAAUUCUUUAUUUUAUUAAGUUAUAAAACUCAACACAUUCUGUUAGAAAUAACACAAAGCCACAUUGAGAUCGCUCGUCUUCGACCCUUUUCAAAAACUCACACGCUUUACCGCAAUGUUAGCGCUCCUAACAGUAAAUAUAACAUUAAUUAAUUUAUGCUGAAGAAUAAAUGGGACCUGUGCGAUCAGUUAAAUGGAAAAGACCAAAACCAACAAUGUGUUAGUCCGUCGCUUAAGACUUCCUGUCUGUGGCUCUCAGCUCCACGCCCAUUGGUUCCUACAGUCAAGAGGCUGUGGCUUAGCUUAGCAUUAAGAUAGGGGUAAACGGCUAACCCAGGAAGUUACUGCGCCCGGCCAAGAAAAAGGUGUCGGUAGGCGGAGUUUGUUACCGUCAGUUUCCUGUCUUUAUGUUAAGCUUAGCUAACCUGGUGCUUCAUAUUAUUAAGGAUAGAUGAGGGUGAGGUAUCGAUAGUUUUAUCUCACUUUCAACAAACACGUGAACACGUCACAACUAUUCCUUUGAAAACAUGUCGAAAAUAUAAAGUUUCUUUUAAAAUAGGUUCAGGAAGUAAUUUCCUAUAACAGCUGGUCACUGUAGUUUUUAUCAGAUGUGACUCUUAACUUGAUGAACUAGUGCAUUUGUCGGGGACUGUUUUCAGCGGCGGAUUAAUCUACAUUUGGUCCAAAUACACUAGCAAGCAAAGUAAGAUAUCAGUCCUCAGUUACUCAGGAUCCGUUCGUUAUUGGUUUUGGUCUUUUCGUGUUAUUUGUUAACAAUAACGCUGCAGGAUGCGAUUUGGCGUAUUUAUAAAAGGGAACUAAAAUCAAAGACCGGCGGAGUGAUCUGUGAAGCGUAAUCAGGCGUUUGUAUUCAUGAACUAGUUUCUGUGUGUUCUCCACAUCGACGGCCUUAAGCUCUGCAUCUACCUUCACUGUUUGAGUUAAACCUGCAGGUUGUUUUCACCAGUGGAACCAUGCGAUGCUACUUUACAUCUUUUGUUGUUCAUUUUAUUUCCACACAUCUGAUAUUGUAUUUCUCUGCUCUACUGCUGUUUGAUGCAAUAAAAAACAAAACAAAGA